This is a messenger RNA of Sarcophilus harrisii (Tasmanian devil), 4065 nucleotides long. RefSeq names its product carbohydrate sulfotransferase 4. The coding region runs from base 357 to 1478 and encodes 373 amino acids. The record is from RefSeq and is a predicted model, not a curated record. Gene Ontology annotation, cellular component: Golgi membrane. Lineage: Eukaryota; Metazoa; Chordata; Mammalia; Dasyuromorphia; Dasyuridae. Gene Ontology annotation, molecular function: N-acetylglucosamine 6-O-sulfotransferase activity. The transcript is spliced from 2 exons. Gene Ontology annotation, biological process: N-acetylglucosamine metabolic process; protein sulfation; carbohydrate metabolic process.
CCCUGCCCAGUAGGAGGGACACUUCCCCGAGACUCUAGCUCUUGUGGUCACCCUCUCAUACCACUUGGCAUGUGAUUCUCAGAGCUGUCCCUAGCACCGCUCCCUGACAGGCUCUGCCAAUCUGUCUGUCCAUCCCAUACCAGUCUUAGAAGGUGCUGUCAUUUCCUGGCUGCAAGAAGAUAUUAAAACUGCUCCCAGAAAAGAAGCUGGCUUAGGAACAGUUAUGCAAAAUAUAGUGAGAGACUGACUGUUGGAGGAGAGGAGAUCCUGAGGCAACAGAAGGAAGCUGCCAGGAUUGCCAAGCAGGGGAAGGAGCCAGACAAGGCAAGAAGGCUGCCUGCUUUGUUUCCUGCACAAUGUUCUGGGCAAACAAAACAAAGCUGUUAGCCCUCCUGGUGCUCCCAUUUCUGACUUUUCUCUUGUUUCAGCCAUUUUACCACCCCAAUCACUCACCUGGUCUAAUAAGAAAGUCAAGCCGUAAGCAUGUAUUGAUCUUGUCUUCCUGGCGCUCGGGCUCUUCCUUUGUGGGCCAGCUUUUCAGCCAGCACCCGGACGUCUUUUACCUGAUGGAGCCGGCCUGGCACGUGUGGACGAACCUCUCCUCUGGGAGUGCUGGGCAGCUGCAGAUGGCCGUGAGAGACCUGGUUCGCUCAGUCUUCCUUUGUGACAUGGGUGUCUUUGAUGCCUACAUGGCCCAGGAUUCAAGCCUCUUCCAAUGGCAUACUAGCAGGGCUCUGUGUUCCCCACCUGCGUGCCAUCUCUUUAAUAGGGAAGCCAUCAUCCCCUCAGCUAACUGCAGGACCCUAUGUGACAAGCAGCCCUUCAGCACCAUAGAAGAAGUCUGUAGAUCCUACAGUCAUGUGGUAAUCAAGGAGGUGCGCUUCUUCAGCCUGAAGCCCCUCCACCCACUGCUGACUGACCCCUCCCUCAACCUGAAGAUCAUUCACCUUAUACGAGACCCCAGGGCUAUGUUUCGCUCCCGACAAAACACUGAACAGGAUCUGAUGAAUGACAGCCAUAUUGUCAUGGGGAAGCAAUGGAAAACAAUAAAGAAAGAAGACCAUCCCUAUUACAUGAUGAAAAUCAUCUGCCAAAGCCACAAGGAGAUCUACGAGGCAGCUCAGUUGUUACCAGACUCCCUCAGGGAACGCUACCUGCUGAUACGCUAUGAAGACUUGGUUCAGGACCCACUGACCCAAACUGCCAAAUUGUAUGAAUUUGCAGGGUUACCCUUCCUGCCUCAUCUCCAAAUCUGGGUGCAUAACAUCACACAGGGCAAGGGCAUGGGAAAGCAUCCCUUUGACACAGACUCCAGGAAUGCCCGAAACAUUUCUCAGGCCUGGCGUUGGUCCUUACCACAUGACAAGGUAGUCAAAUUACAGAAAAUUUGUAAUGAUACUAUGGACCUCAUGGGCUAUCUUCCUGUAUUGUCUGAGGAAGACCAGAGAAAUUUAUCAGUGGGUUCUUUCUACCCUUGAGCUCCCCUAAUACUGGGCAAACACAUGAUUUGAGUGAUGGUCUGGUUUUGUACAAUGGCUAUGGUCAGCUGAAUGCUUUGGGACCUAAAUUUUUGUUUUGUUUUUCAAUGAAUAUGAAUGUUGUAUUCAAUGAAUAUGCUGUUGUAUGUGACUACACGUGGCCAAAGGCUACUCUCUACUUUCUGACUCAAGACCUUGGCACUGGCUGUCCCCCUGACCUGGGAUGCUCCCUUCUUCAUCAAUAUAUUUAGAAUACAAGGCAAAGUGGACUCAAGCUUAGAAAGCAUAUGUGGAGAAGGGGUGACAAGGCCCCUGAAUGCUAGAAUUUUUUUCCCUGUGUUUGUGGGGUAUUCAAAAAGUUCCCCUUAGGUAUGGUGUAGUUUCUUUGCCAGGUUCCUUGUGAAGCCAAAAUUCUGCAUCCAUUCUGUCCUUAGCUUCCAAUGUAGACACUACUAUCAGUUGAUCCAGGGAUUAGGCUGGGCCCCAGUGAAUGGCCAACAUGCUCUGGGCCCUUCUAGCUUGCUUACAAAGGCCUUCCUGCAGCCAAAGCAUUGGGGUGGGAUCGGUGCAAGCAAAACCUCUUUUCCUCUUCCUCCCCCACUUCAGUUCUUCCUCAGGGACUUAAUGGGAUGCCAGGCUUACCCCAAUUUCUCCAAUAACUCUGCUUCUAAACUGUUACACUAAACUGGCAUGAUAAUUCCCAGAUAAGCACUGGGGCAUGACCAAUUCUGAAUGGGAUUCUUAUGUGAGUCACUCUAGUCCCCAGAGGUUUUAAAGUCCUAAAGUCCUUUAAAGUCCUUAUAUCCCUGAAACCGAUUGAUGGGACUUUUUGUUGGAGCAUCCAAGCAGAGGCUGGGCUCCCUGCCUAACCUCACAUCAAUACUGACUUUGGUUUAUUCUCUGGCUUCCUUGUAUCUCAGGGAAAUUUUCUUUUCCUAGAAAUAUCUGGGUAUCAAAAUAGCAGGUUAUAUUAUAGUAUCUUUGGAUAGAGAGAUCUGGGGAGCAGAAGCCAGGGAAAGAGCCAGGGGGAAAGUCUGGUCUUGGGUUUUCCUUCAUUCUGGGACCUCCAUUUCUAACUGCCUCUAAAAGUAAAAGACUUCAAAACUCUCCAGUUUUGCCCUUCUCAGGCAUAGCUCAGUCCUUUUGUUCCUUAAAGGGUUGCAGAAGUACCGUGCUUGCUCCCACCUCCCAAGUCCAGACUCUCAGAAACUCUCAAUUCUGAGACAGCUUCUUCCUUGAAUAAAAAUAAUAGCAGCUAAUUUUUAUACAGUAUUUACCAAUUUUCAGGCACUAUGCUAAGUGUUUUGCAAUUAUUCACAGCCUGGAAGUUGGUUGGUAUUAUUUCCCCAUUUUGCAGACCAAGGCAACUGAGGCAAAGCAGCAAGUGAGUUGGAGGUUUCAUUUGAACUCAGGUCUUCCUGACUCCAGACUUAGCACUCUAUCCACCAGGGCCACUUAUGUGUCCAAAGAAUUUAAAUAAAUUGCUUUGGCUGUAAUAUAUCUCUUUAGUUAAUUCAAGCAAGGAUGUGGGAGCUAUCCACACUCAAGUUCUGAUGAUCAGAUUCUAUCAAAAAUUUUUCUUACCUACUUAAGAUUUCAGAGCCAAAAUGGGGAGGUUUUAACUUCACCCUCACCUAUAUAAUAGAAAAUCAUUUUAUAUAAGAAGCUUGCAAAGAAUCACCAUCCUAAAUUUUACUGUUUCUGUUCAGCAUUGGACUUAGCUUCCCAAUGAUGUAGCUGGUUACUGGACUGUGGUUUAGAGUACGAUAAUAAUAGCUGUUUAUAAGCUCAGGUAAAUUCAUUUUUAAUGGACCUCUCAGGCAAAAUUGUAGAAUUUGGAAAUGAAAUGAAAUAAGGAAAUGAAGUAAAUAUUCUGAUAUGGGCUGAUAUUUUCAUAAUUGGACCGACUGACAAAACUGAAAUGAUGGAAAGUUAUAGAAACAAUUUUCUACUUCUCCCAUUCCUCUGAAGAGGACCUGAGGAUAGGAUCAAAUAGAACCACGGGCUGAUUCAUAUCUAACUAAACUGGCUAUCUGCUCAGAAUUCUGUGUUUUAGGAUGCAACAAUUUUUUUUUUCUGGGAAAAGAGAUUUUUUUUUUUAAAAAUAAAGAAGUGUCUGUAUCUGUAAUGUAAUUGUUACUUGUAUAUAAUUGUCAUAUGAAAUUAUGGCUGCUAUUUAAUUCCAUGAUGAAAAUUACUGAACUUAUUUGUUAAGUAAAUCUUCCCCUAAAAAUGUUGUUCUUUCAUUGGUGAAAAUCAUCCAUCAUAGGUAUACUUACAAUGAAUUGACUACUGAUUCUAAAAUAAUUUGGUGUAAAAUCUGUUUAUUAUGUAUUUAUAAUAUAUUUUUCAAUAAAAGUAAACAUGUUAAGUGCUCAGGCUGUUGGGCUUGUGAAAUAUUUUGUGUUAUAUUAAUCUACCAUCUAGCUUUAAUAAAAAACAUUACACUGAAUUAUACAAUCAUUGCUGUAACAAAUUGCUUUCACAGAUAAUUCCGUGAAAAAGCAUUUAUUAUUAGGAAGGAAGAAAAUAAGCAUUUUUCUAGUAUCUAUUACAGUGUCAGGCCCUAGGCUAAGCACUUUACAAC